This is a messenger RNA of Geodia barretti, 8646 nucleotides long. The record is from the annotation of a GenBank genome assembly. NCBI's taxonomy places the organism in Eukaryota, Metazoa, Porifera, Demospongiae, Tetractinellida, Geodiidae.
CCAGUGGACCCCCUGCUCCACCAGCCAAACCGCAGUCCAGUGGACCCCCUGCUCCACCAACCAAACCGCAGUCCAGUGGACCUCCUGCUCCCCAAAACAAGCCAAAGUUUACCGGACCCCCUCCACCCCCAACUAAACCACAGGCCUCUGCAACGGCUCCUACUAAGCCAAAGCCACAAGUCCAGCCGAAACCAGCAGGCAUAACAAAUGAUAGUGACACACCGUCUUCACCCUCCAAGUACCCACAAACCAGCAGGUCAAGCGCGAAGUCCGCCACGCAUUUGCGCGCGCGGAGGCGUUUGACAAGAUUCGAGUGUCCCGGUCCCUGUCGGGAAAUUUGGAGAGCACGUGGCAUCGAUGCAUGCCGACGGGUAACACUGGGUUUGUUUCCACGGGAGUGUUCAAACUCACUGCCGAUGGGGGAGUUUGGCCGCGCCAUCUUUGACGCAAUAAUGCCGCUGCAUGCAUGCGCAAUAGGCAUGCCAACAUCAUUCCCUACAAUGAUAACAGACCCAAACUUGACCCCAUACCUGGAAACAGGGACUGCCAACACGACUAUAUCAACGCGUCCUUUAUAGAUGGGGUCUCCACCCACCACAGAUACAUUGCGGCUCAAGGACCAAAGAAAGUGACAAUUGUCGACUUUUGGCGUCUCGUGUGGCAGGAGAAGGUGCCCACCAUCGCCAUGGUGACAGGCCUCCAGGAAGACUCGGGGAGAAAGUGCGAGCGCUACUGGCCUGAGAUCGGAACUGUGGUCCACGGUCCGUACCGAAUCUCUCUCUCCAAACAACAAGUCCUGGCCGACUAUGUACUCAGUACUCUUCAAGUCCAACCAACUAGAUUGAGGAGUCACAAGCAUCCACACACAGUGCAGCACCUGCAAUUUGUUGGCUGGCUGGACAAUGAGAGCCCUGAGCAGGCUGGUCCUCUACUGUCUUAUCUCAGACGGUUGAACUCCCUCCACGGCCCUGCCACUGGACCUCUCCUGGUGCACUGCAGUGCUGGGGUUGGGAGGACAGGGAGUCUGCUGGCCAUAGACCUGGCACUGGAGCAGGCCAGGAGGGAGGGGAGGGUCGACAUUCCAUCCGUUGUCUCUUCUCUCAGGAGACAGAGAAUGAAGAUGGUCCAGAGUCAGGACCAGUACAUGUUCAUCCACGAUGCAGUCCUGGAGCAGUUGAUGUGUGGAGACACACAGAUACAGGCCACCGACCUCAACAGGACUCUACCGAGACUCCUGCAGCCUCAGCAGCAGAGAGACGGCAGCUUCAAGACAACGUUGGCCCUGCAAUUUGAUGUCCUGGAGCAGGUGUCUCCAAGAUCAGACGAGGUCUCGUGUCAGAAAGCCAUGAUGUACCCCAACAAGAACAGGAGCACCGAUUUCCUCCCACCUGACGAAAGACGAGUGGAGCUACGCGGAAGUCCUGGAUACAUCCAUGCCUCUUUUGUCCAAAGUUACAGACAGAAGGAGGCGUUCAUCAUAGCCCAGGCUCCGCUGGAGCAGACCUGCAGAGACUUCUGGAAGAUGGUCCACGAGAGAGAGUGCGGAGCCAUUGUCAUGCUGUCUGCACCACUGGAGGAGCAGCAGAUGUGUGCACAGUACUGGAGUGAGGAGAUGGAUGACUUUGACAGGCAGUAUGGAGAGGUGUCGAUUCGCACGGCACACCGCCAGCAGAUGAAUGGCUACGCCAUCCACAGAAUGACCCUCACCAAUAGAAGAUCUGGUGCAAGACGUGAAGUUGUCCAGUUCCAGCUGACGGCGUGGACCGAGGAUGACUUGUGGUACUUCUCCCUCUUCCCUGGUGGAGGCCAUUCACCAUAUCAUGGCAGCUGCAAGGAAGUCACCCAGUAAACCCAUCAUAGUGCAUGGCAGGGAUACCGUGAGUCGAUGUGGUUUGUUCUGUGCCCUGAUGGCCAUCAUUGACCAAUGUGCCACUGAGGGAGUGGUGGACGUGUUCCAGGCGGUGAAGGGACUCCGACUCGCCAAGCCCGGCUGUGUGCCCAGCCUCGCCCAGUACCGCCAGCUCUUCCACCUCAUUGCUGCAUACCUGGACUCCUUUGAUACUUAUGCAAAUUUCAAGUAGUGUAUAUACGUGUGUGUCAUUUCGCGCGCGCAAUGCGCAUGCGUGUAGUUUUGUAAUUAAUUACGAUGCGCAAAACAUAAAAAUUGCGUGAGUGGCUGAGCCACUGCGCAGCCUUGUUAUUAUGGGUCACUAGUCGGCAAGUUUUCCAGCGAUGGCGACACUUGGACGUUUACUGCUGCUAGUGACAGUGGCUGCAGUGACAAGUCCAUCAUCAGCUACUUCUGGUGUGUUUCUGCACAGUGAGAUACUAAACAGACGCCUGGGAAACAAUUCUUUCGUCUCUGCAAACGAUAUUGGCGAUGUAAACGCUGCCAUUAUCUGUGCCAGAGAGAGUGAGACUAGACCUCAUGGAGCAAAGUGGCUGGACACUGCAGAUCAAGACAUCGCAGAAGGCUCUUCCGCCGCUGCAGGGAAUCGUUUGUUCUACACUCAAAUACGAGCUGACGGUAUCCAUCUGUUUCGAGGUGGUGUUGAGUUUUCGACGGAACACGAAGGAGUGUAUGCAUGUCACAUCGAUGACGAUGACGGCAACAGUCAAGUCCUUUUCAUUGGGAUAUACACACCGGAGACCCUCCAGAACACAGGACCUCCUGUGGUAGGAUUACCAGUCUUUUCCCUGCUCACUCCCCGAACCACCCAUUCCUCUGAGUUUACCCUCACCUGUCCCUCCUCCUCCUUCCCUCCCCUCUCCGCCACGUGGCUGCGAGAUGGACAGGCAGUGGAUCCCGGUGGAGACCAGUUCCAUACCUGGCGCGUUCUGGUGGAUCCCUCGACCACUGGCUACGCCAACAGUCUGAGAGUGAGUGGGAACCUGGCUGGAGAGUACCAGUGUUCGGUGGGGAACAGUGAGGGGACCACCAAUGCUUCUCUAUUGGUGAGAGUUCCGUCAGGACCUCCCCUCAAUGUCCGUGCCGAGCCAGGAGGAGGAGGCAUUGUGGUUGUCACCUGGACCCCGCCCACUGGCGAAAUCAGUGGUUACAUCAUCGUAUACGGUCCAAAAGAUGCCCCGCCCCCCGAGACCCUCUCGGCAGUGAAUGUGGACAACCCUGCAGUAACUGCCUACACGUUGGAGGACAUUACUCCAGAGAGGGAGUACACUAUAGAGAUGUGGGCCUAUCUGGAGCUACCUUCGUCCCGCAGUCAACCAACCACCAUACACCUGGACGUGCCUGACCAGCCAACUAAUGUGGUAGCCACACUCACAAUGUCAGGCACUGUGAUGGUACAGUGGGAGGGGCCCCCAUCGUUGGCCGACGUGGACGGCUACAUCAUAAGCUACUCUCCCACUGAUGAGUCCUAUUGCGAGGGACUACCGGAGGGAGAGGUGGUCGUGAAUGGACCAGAAACGACACAACUGGAGGUAGCGGAGAUGGCGGCAGGUGUGGAGUAUGAUGUAAGAGUGGCUGCAUACAACUCUAUUGGGACUGGACCAUUCUCUGUACCUCCUCCUGGCAGAAUUACCAUUCCACAGAAAGCUCCUGAAGGAGAGCCUCUGAAUGUGUCUGUGGCCCCGGACCCUCCCGAUGCCCUCUCCGUCUUGUGGGAGCCCCCAAACUGUCUGCUGUGGAACUCCAGACGCAUUACCAGCUACACCGUUCACUACACCUCCCUGGCAUCUCCCCCGCAGCAGGAGGAAGAGGUGAGAGAAGGUGGUCUUCUCAAGUAUCAGCUGACUGGUCUGGACAGCUUCAGAGACUACAGUGUGUGGGUCAGUGCCAGUAACGACCAGGGAAGAGGGCCUCCCAGUGACCGUGUGACUGCCAGUCUUGUCUCUGCUCCCGGUGCAUUGCAAUCGGUGGACUACGAGCCAGACAUCCUCUCCGUACUACUAAAGUGGGACCCUCCGCUGAGGGGGCGGGGCUACAUCACCAUGAUAACACUGGAAUACUACAACACUAACGGGAGCACAAAGCUGGGAACGGUGAACGUGACAGAAGCAGAGACAAACCUAAUGGAAGCAAACACGAAAUACAGGCUGGGAGGUCUGCAGUUGAUGUCCACCUACACUGUCUCUCUCACACCGUACACCACUGACCCCGCCCCUGGCCCCACCCACCGCAUAAUCGUCUCAACCACCUCAAUUGGGAUUGCAGAGCCGGUGAAAGUGACAGUGUUCAACUCUUCAGCAGUCAAUGUGUCCUGGACUCCACUGGCCUCAGUCCACGUCACCUCGUAUAAAGUCUACUACUCCAGACUGACAGGAAGGAAUGGUGCAGAGGGAGAGAUUGACACAAGUGGUGAGACGUCUGUGGUGUUCCGAGUGGAGAGGAGUGAGGGAGGAGGGAGGGGGAGGAGGGAGAGUGGGGAGGGUUGGGGUCUGGUGGGGGGACUGGAGGAAGGAGCCGAGUACGAGUUCUCUGUGGCAGCAGAGGUGGCGACUGAUGAUGGCAGCGAGAAGCUGGAGGGAGCGAAGACAGAGUCAGUAACUGGCACUGUGGUUGACACAAGUGCCACAGGUGAUGGGGGAUUCAAUGCGGUGAUCAUCAUAUCAGCCGUGGCCAGCGGACUGCUGCUGAUCCUGAUUAUUGUGGGAAUCGUCAUCCUUAUCGUCACUUCCUGUCUCUUUCGGCGCUACCGCAGGAGUGGGAAGAUGGAGGUGGCAUGUGUGAUGGAGCUGCGGCCGAACCCCAAGCCAGUUCCCCAGAUGGUCGGAACCUACGACCCUCCAAGUAACGACAUUGCCAGCUGUCGCCCAGAGGUAGUUGAUGCUCCAACGGACAUCAUUGCAGUGGAGGGAGAGAGAGUCGACAUCAAGCUGAAGGUGUUGGGCAGUCCAGAGCCGACCGUGGUGUGGUACCACAACGGCUGCAUGGUCGGACCGGACUAUGCCACCGAGAUCUCCAAAGACGGAGGUAUCACACUUGUCUCAGUGGAACCAAACCACGAAGGCACUUAUCGCUACACGGUCAGCAACAGUGUUGGCUCCAUACAGGGCAAGGUCACGCUCUAUGUGACCUCCGAGACGAGUGGGUGGAGCCGGCAGCCGCAGGGCCCGCGGCGGAUGGGUCUCCCGACCGUCACCAGCGCCCUGGUGACGGUGGAGCAGUUCCCGCAGUUUGUGAGGGAGAAAAACGAGGACGGCAGCAAGGGACUCCGCGACCAGUUUCUGGGCUACGGCAUUGCAAGAAAGUUUGUGGCUACUCAAGGUCCGACGGACACAACAGUGGUCGAUUUCUGGAGGAUGGUGUGGCAGCUGCAUUCCCCAACCGUCGUCAUGAUGACGAACCUGGAGGAGGGGCGCAAGAAGUGCGAGCAGUACUGGCCCAGCUUUGGGACUACCGACUAUGGCCCUUACUCCGUGACUCUGGCCGAGCAGAAGAUACGGGCCGACUACACCAUCAGGAAACUUACACUCACUUCCACCUUCAGCACCCGUAGAGUCCACUACGUCAACCAUUAUCAGUUUACCUCGUGGCGGGACCACCAGGUGCCCGACUCUGCCUUCCCCCUGCUCGAAUUCCACCGCAGACUCACCGAGAACCACCGCCCAAACAAGGGACCCAUUAUAAUACACUGCAGUGCUGGUGUGGGACGUAGUGGAGCCUUCAUCCUAUUGGACACCGCAUUGGGUCAGGCAGCGGGAGAGAAGAGGAUGGACAUCCCAGACAUCCUAACUCGACUGCGCAGUCAGAGGAUGAAGAUGGUCCAGACGCCGGAGCAGUACAUCUUUGUCCACAAGGCGGUGCUGGAGAAGCUCACCUGCAGCCCGACUCGCAUCGAGGUGGCCCAGCUGGAGCCCACGCUCGCUGAGCUGCAGGGCAACGACAAUCGGCUGGGCUGCAGCCGGCUGGAGGACCAGUUUGCCCGGUUGGGAAAACUCUCGCCCUGCACCCAGGACGACAGCACUUGUCGGGUGGCCCUCACAUACCCACACAAGAACAGAAACAGAGACUAUCUUCCAAUUGACCAGUGGAGGGUUCUACUGAAGGAUGAGAGGCCGGACUACAUCCACGCCUCUUUCGCCAGCGACCACCGCCAGAAGGAGGCGUUCAUCAUAGCCCAGGCUCCGCUGGAGGAGACCUGCAGAGACUUCUGGAAGAUGGUCCACGAGAGAGAGUGCGGAGCCAUUGUCAUGCUGUCUGAACAGGUGGAGAAUGGAAGGGUGAUAUGUCAGAGGUACUGGCCAACAACCGAUGUGGAAUUGUAUGGAGAAUAUGCUGUCACUCCUCUGGGGGACCAGGAACACGACUCAUAUCUGGAGAGAGCCUUCUCCGUUACUGACUCUAAGACUGGACAUGUUCACUAUGUGUCUCAAUUCCAAGUGCUGGGCUGGACCAGUGACGGCAAGGCCAGCAAUCCAGCUGCAAUCGUCAACUGCAUGUUAAAUGUGGAGGGUGUCCAGCGGAGGAGUGGAAACAAUCCUGCUGUAGUCCAUUGCAGUGAUGGAGUGACGCGGAGUGGUAUAUUCUGUGCUGCAAUGGCAGUAAUAGAUUGCUGCCAGCUCGAGGACACAGUGGACGUGUUCCUUGCAGUACGAGCCCUGCGCCAGCAGCGUCCCGGGGGCGUACCACUGCUACACCACUACAGACUCAUUCACAAACUGCUGCUCAUAUUCCACCAAACAAACUACUCCAAUAGUAGCUGUUAGAUAAGAUCAGAGCAAGAUUAUAUAAUAUUGUGUCCAAACAUUACAGAUGAGUGUACAAAUUCAUAGCCAAUAGCAUUACGUGUUCUACUACAGUUCACCAUCAUUCGAAGACUUGAACCCUUCCUUCCUCCUGGGUUGGCCACACAGAGCUCUCGCCAUCAGUAACGUAAACGCGACCGUUCCGAUCCACAGCUAUCCCAAGAGGCUUGAAAAACUGACCAUCCGCUGCUCCUAUGGUCCCAAAUUGCAUCUUGAGGUCUCCGCGUGGGUUGAAAACCGACACACAUGCCCUUUCCUUGUCGAGUGCAUACAGAUAGUCAUUUGAAUCGAUGCAGAUGGAAGAAAUGUGCUUGAACUGUCCCCUUUGGUUUCCCUCACCCCCAAUCGCCCUCAGAAACUGCCCCUUGCUUGAGAAAACCUUCACACAGCAGUGGCCGCAGUCUGCAACAUAGACGUCACCCUUACUGUCACAUGCCACAUCCCAAGGGAGGUAGAGACCAGGCCCGGAUACAUCAUCACCCAGAUCCCCAAUCUGUCGCAUGAACUGGAGGUCGGGUGUGAGCACCUGGAUCCUGUGGUUCCUGCGAUCGCACACCAAAACCUGACCCGACGGUGCCACAGCGAUCCCCACUGGGUCAUUAAACUGCAACUUUCCCUUUCCGUAAGACCCUGCCUUGGAUACCAGUGUUCCAUCAGUGCUGUAGCACAGAACUCUGUGCCUCUUGCCCAUCCACCAGUAGGAUUUUGCCAUCCGCUGUAAAAGUCACGCCCCCUCGGCUCGUUGCACGCGUCGUCAGGAAUCAAGAUUUCCGGAGUCUGAACUAAUGCCACGCUUGUAAAUGUGCAUGCCUGUGUGCCAUCUUCCUUAUAUAGAUGUAGUGCAUGCCAUCCUUGGUUGUCUAUAACGACCAUUUGCCCAUCUUGUGACACGGACACUCCCCAUGGGCGCCGCAACUCGCUCACACGGUGAACGAGUGUCCCUGUGAAUCGAAAGAGACCCAUUACGCUUAGAUCCAGUGGACUGCCUGAAAUCUCGUGUCCAAACAGCGUGACAUGAAGCUUCUUCCUCCCUUUGGUGAUAGGAAUGUAAUGGACCACGACUUGGUUACCAGACUCUGACACGCUUCGUUGGGUUUCAACCAUUUUUGUGUUGCUACUGUCCUCUGAGGAAAGCUCAAUUUUGAGUUGGUCCAACAAACCACUAGUAGUGUCUGCUCCAGAGUAAACGAUUGUGACAUUUGUUUCAUCGCAAGCGGUGGCCCACCGGGGACUGUCAAUAGACACGUAGAAAUCUGCUGCUGCAAUACUGCUCGAACACACCAAUCCGAUGGUGGGAUUGAAGCAGAUAAUUCCCCGCUACUGAAAUAGCGCAAGUUAGCCGCUUCGACCGGUGCUUGAGGCAUGCUGCUGAACUCUUGUAGGAUUUCCCUCACCUUCUCCUCCACCACCUGCUGCAGUUUGACAACCUGCACAUUACUCCCCCUCUGUAGGCACUGGUUGACACCCCCUAAGUAGUUAGACAGUUGGUUCUUUGCAAUCUCUGCAUCCUCCUCUUGCCCCCUGAGACCAGAGUAUUUCCUCUCCUCCUCUGCCUUUACGGCCUCUUUCAGCUCGCCCCGGCGCUGCUCGAGUGCUGCCUUCAAACCCUCAAUGUCUCCGUCGAUUCUGGAAUUCACUUCCGUAGCCUGCUCGCUGAUGUGCUGCUUCUUGGCCUGGAUUUGUUGGACAACCCCUUCGAUUGAAGCCAGCUGGCCACGGAUUGGCUUGAGGGAGGCCAGAAUGGCAUCCUUUGCCUGGUGACUGGCCUCCGUAAUGCUCACCUUGCGUUGCCUGUGGGUGCAGUCGUUGGAGGACUCCCGGAGACAAUCGAUACAGAUGAGCUGUUUGCACAUCUUGCAGUAAUGAGUGAGCAACUGCGACGGAUGAGUCUCGCACGAGCUCUCGCGUUUCGACAGCAUCUCCUCGGAUAUGGCGGAC